Molecule: messenger RNA, 285 nt
Organism: Halteromyces radiatus
Lineage: Eukaryota; Fungi; Mucoromycota; Mucoromycetes; Mucorales; Cunninghamellaceae
Exons: 1
Coding region: 1-285 (94 amino acids)
Biological process (GO): regulation of transcription by RNA polymerase II
Cellular component (GO): nucleus
Molecular function (GO): DNA-binding transcription factor activity, RNA polymerase II-specific; RNA polymerase II cis-regulatory region sequence-specific DNA binding
Source: RefSeq, a predicted model, not a curated record
AUGAAAGACCCGCCAUCUGAUAAUAAUCUUGUUUUAUCCAAAACACAUCCAACUCGACCUUAUGCAUGUAUGACCUGCCCAAGAGCCUUUGCUCGAAAACAUGAUUUACAUCGCCAUAUCAGGGUGCACACUGGCGCCAAACCCUAUGUCUGUUUAUCUUGCAAGAAAGCCUUUGCCCGCACCGAUGCCUUGAAACGUCAUUUACGUAUGGAAGAAUCUUGUCGUCUUAGUCCCGAAAUUCAGGCUAUGAAAGGUCUUGGUCAACGACGUUAUCGAAAUCUAUGA